Messenger RNA from Ornithodoros turicata, 3468 nucleotides. RefSeq lists its product as uncharacterized. NCBI's taxonomy places the organism in Eukaryota, Metazoa, Arthropoda, Arachnida, Ixodida, Argasidae. The record is from RefSeq and is a predicted model, not a curated record. The transcript is spliced from 4 exons. Bases 451 to 2562 code for a protein of 703 amino acids.
CCUCGCGAGACGGGCAUGUGACGCGUCUGUUCGUGACACUCUUCUUGCACGUUCAUUUCGUGCCUUGUGGUGGUUCCUCGAAGACGUUCUUACCGCAGGCGUGCGUCGUCUCCAGCCGCUCGCCUCUGCGACGGUUCGCCGUUGUGCUUCCCUCGCUUUUCUUAUAUCGAUGAACUCUGAACCAUACCCUUGGAUCUCGCUCUCUCUCUGUGCGCGGUAGUGGUGCUGUUUGUGGAGUCUGUGUGCGGUGAAUUUGUGGUGACUCGUGUGGGUGGGUGGUGGAAAGUGGUAAUUAUAUCGUCUGCUCCGAUGAUUGUGGAUAUGGACGUGAGUGUGACCCCCAGAGUGCCGUCUGCUUCUUUGUGUCGUCUGCCAGUGUCGUGCACAGGACUCGCUGCCACUUUUGAUCGAGUGCAGGUGGAUUAUUGACCGAGCGACCGAGUUGCGCGAAUGCUGGACGAGUCAAGGAUGGAUGACCCCGGCGGGGGUGGGGGUGACUCAAGUCCUCAGAGGCUUUGGAACGCGGAUGCGGGUCACAUCGCGGUACCUGGCCCAAUCUUCUUCCUCAUCAGGGAACAGGCAAAGUCACUAUUGGCCAUAAAGGAACUGCAAGAACGUGUGCAGGCCCUCGAGGGAUUCCGCAAUGACAUCUUUUUUGCCAUUCAUGACAUCCAGAAGAGCAUGCACCACCCUGUGAAGCCCGCGUCUCAUGGUACUUCACCCCUCGUGCAGAGCAGCCAAUCAAGUGUCAACGCAGGUUCCUCGUCAAGUUGUCAUACGUCCAAAAUCUCCCCCAAGACAUCCUGGGCCAAGUCACAGAGGCUCACUGGAACGAACUCAAGCCGAAUACGGACUAAGCCAACUGUAGUCAUAUCCAAAGCUGAAAGUCCGACAAAACGACCGGCUAGUCUCUCUUCACAGGUCACAGCCAUCAAAGGCGAUGCUUCCACUACCCUCGAAAGUGACAAGCAGGACAGCGGAUUAGACUCUGAUUGUCGCGAUCACGCGUCUGGUGUUCCCAACAACUCAAUAGCUGCAGAGGAUGAACUGCUGCUGCUACUAGACGAGAUUGGUGAGCGAGGUCUUAAACUCCGUGAGAAAGUGCAGGAGAUGGAGAAAGGACAUAAUACAUACAGUGAUACUGGCUUCUCUCAUAAUCAUUCCUGUCCGAACCAGAGCAGCAUGCUUGAAUUCCACAGUAAGGAACUCCAAGCACGAUUAAGCCAGAUGGAGAUAGAAAGAACAAAUUACAGAGCAACUGUUCAGAAGCUGCAGUCAGUGAUCCACAGACUUGAAGGUGAGAAGACCGCAUGUGAAGAUCGACUGCAGUCGGCAGUUAACGAGAAACAACAGCUGGAAAAGAAGAUAUAUGGCUUACACAUGCAGUACGUCCACGGAGAACCAGGUAGCUUACCUUUGUCAAAAGGUGAGAGUUGGACUGGCGAGAGUCCACAAGACCCACCGAGCCUUCAGGAGAAGAAUGCUCGAAAAGGAAUGAGAUCCGAGGAAGGCAAAGCGAAGGUCUCAGCCAUACUUCGGGAGAACAACCCACUGGAGCUUCAGCGCUUGCUUCUGUUCUACACCCUUGAGAAUCAAUCGUUACAGCAAAAGAUAGAAGAGAGUGAUCAAAAGUGGUUUGCAAAGUUGUGUGAUUGGAAGACAACAGAGUCUUCUCUGAGGGCAGACAUCCAGAACCUAAUUCAGGAAAGGGAAGAGUGUUUGGAGAGUCUCCAGAAGCACCAGGAAGAAGUGAGGGCCCUAAGAGCCAAGUACCGAGUCCUGGAGAUGACUGUGCUUACCAUAAAUAACCGAGAUUGUGGGGACAGUGUUUGUGAACGCACAGCGCGAGUGCCCGCAUGGGUACACACGGCCAACCAAAGGUUGGCUCGCUCCUACCAUUGCGAUAGUGAUACCUAUGGUGAAGCUUACUACCGUGCGCAGAGCUUGCCACCAGUGCUCGUGGCUCAGGCCGAGAAUGCCCACACGAUGUUCAAGCAGAACAUGGCAACCUUACAUAAUGCUGGCUCUUCACUGACUGAAAACUCCCUCGAAGACACAACAUUUCAAAAUGAAGGUAUGGCCUAUGACCUCGAAGACCCCAGGUUUCAGAGGCCAUUACGCUUCACAAGUUCGCCACAAUCUUCUCCUCAGAAGCUGUAUCGUCCUCUUUGGCAGAACCCAGCUACAGUGCGAAGGUUCACCAGGGACCCAGUGCAUCUCAUGAACUUGGAAGACAGUGGUAAGGACCUUGAGUCUGGCCCAAAGUCGGACAUUGAAUUGAUCUGCAGUGAAUUCGAUCCAUUGGUGAAAGUGGAGGACUCUGCUGUGAUUGAUACGGGCAAAAAGAUGAGGCCCUUAGACUUUGUCGAUUCGCUAGAUUUAUCAAUACCGCUCAAGCCCACCAAAGUGCCCACCGGUGACAUAGAAGAUCCUCAAGUAUUCGGGGGAUUGGGGUCUAGAUACCUGGAAGCGCACAACGUGCCCGUUGAAGCUGUGCAACGGUCCAGGAGAUUUUCCAAUAUUUUGCAGAAGUCUAGGACGCUUUCAGAGUCUUCAACCUAGGCCCUACCUGCACAUUUUUAGAAGUAUACAUAUUAAGUUUUUCAAUUAAAUGCAAGCAGUGAGGUACAGACACAUGUUUAUUUUUUUGCUGUGGACAUGAAAAGGACAUGUUUUCUAGUGUGCUUUCCCAGACUCCCCGUUCCAUAGCCACGAUCAUGUCAGCCUUGCAGGAGGAGUCUCGGGACACCGCUUGGCAGUAUUUGUGGAGGGUCCUGUACAUAUGUAUCAUAACGUAGGACAAUGUUCCUGAUGCGAAAGAUUGUAGAUAAGGCUUUGCAUUCUGCAUUUGCUUGUGAUACUUGCCUCAACAUUCGCAGUAGUAUGAGAGUGUACAAAUGUGUCGCAAUGCAGAAAGCUGCUGAUGUCGAAAGGGGAGCCCAAAAUAUAUUGCUACCGCAGAGAUUCUAGUGGGCCUGGAUGUCCCAUGUGCUACACACUAAAUUAUGAAAUCAGUUGCGGAAUUAUAGUCUGUUAUUGCAUGCUAUCAGAAAAGGUUUUUGCAGUUUUGGAAGUUGCACAGUGCAGUUGAUCUCGUAGUCCAUGCUUUUACUAUUCUCUUGCAUACAAAUUUGUGCAUGCAGGCAUUUGCUAGCAAGAAAAAUAAAAAUUGUGUACUGCACACAAGUUGGUCCGUCCUAGAGAUCUUGCACAUGGACAUGAUGUAAUUCAUUAUUUGGUGAAAGGAUAUGUUAUGAAAUAGAAGUAUUUAUGUGAACAACAUACGUUCAUCUUGUACAAGAAUGUUCCAGCUUUGUGCUCAGAUGCUGCUGUGUUUGUGACAAAGCUGAUACCAAAGGAAAUAGUAGAGGUCUUGUUUUUCAUAUUGUUUGCAUUGCACUUUUCUGUGAGAGUUUCUGAUUAUAUGGACGAGUCUAUUAUAAAUAAAAGCAAAUCUAUGAACUGUAA